UCACUUUACAUACAUGUAGUGUUAUCGCGGGACAUCAAGGAGUGACAUAUAUGCAUGUGACAGUCAGGCACAUGUUGUAAGUGCAGACAUGGGAAGGCGACUUCUUCUUAUUUCUAACUCCACUUUACAUGGGGGUGGUUAUCUCGAACACUGUACAGACCAGAUCAAGACAUUUCUGAGGGAGGUGAAGCGGGUAUUAUUUGUACCAUAUGCUCUACAUGAUAGAGACGAAUAUGCCAAUAUCGCUAGGAAGGCCUUUAAAGCCAUGGGGUAUGAAUUGGACAGCAUCCAUACACAGCCCAUUCCAAUAGAGGCCGUCAAAAAAGCUGAAGCAGUGUUUAUUGGAGGAGGCAACACUUUCCGUCUCCUCACGACUCUGUAUAAAGAAGGGUUGGUGGAUGAGAUCAAACACAGGGUCGAGCAGGAUGGAGUACCAUACAUUGGAUCAAGUGCAGGCAGUAACGUAGCUACUUUUAGCAUCAACACCACCAACGAUAUGCCUAUAGUGUACCCACCUAGCUUCUUGGCCAUCAACCUGGUCCCUUUCAACAUCAAUGCACAUUACACGGAGCCCGCACCAGGCAGCACCCAUAUGGGGGAAACUCGUGAGGCUAGGAUCAAACAGUACCAUGAGUACCCAGAUGCUCCACCAGUUCUGGGGAUGAGAGAGGGUUGCAUGCUGCUGGUUGAAGGAGAUAAAGCCACCCUGAUGGGACAGAAUGGAGCGAAGCUGUUUGUCAGGGGAGUAGACCCAAAGGAGAUAGACAUGGGGGCAGACCUUUCCUUUCUCCUAUGAACAUAGCAGAAACAUCAAAAGACGCUGAAGCAUAACUCUGACCUAGUCUCUCCAAAAUUGGAAUAUAUCAGACAGGGUUAUUAUUGUGUUAUAUCUUAUCUUGAUUUGAUAGUAAGAGCUGCGGGUAGUUCAAGACCCUGUCAUUUGUUAUUUGUGUUACUACAUUAUAAAUAUAUAUAUAAAUAUAUAUUGUGUAUGACUCCCAGUGUUGUAAAAAUACAUUGAUAAUUUGACGACAAUGUUGUACAAUGUGUAACCAAACCACCACACAAUUGUUCUAUGGCGCAUGUGAUAAUAAAAAAAAUUUUGACCUUAAAUCAUGUUAAUGA
Molecule: messenger RNA, 1125 nt
Organism: Pecten maximus
Lineage: Eukaryota; Metazoa; Mollusca; Bivalvia; Pectinida; Pectinidae
Product: alpha-aspartyl dipeptidase-like
Exons: 8
Coding region: 89-796 (235 amino acids)
Biological process (GO): proteolysis
Molecular function (GO): serine-type peptidase activity
Source: RefSeq, a predicted model, not a curated record